UUAUCUGCUUAUAACUUAUAAGUUCUCAGGUAUGGAACUAUUUGCUUUAUGUUCUGAAUUUUGAUCAUUCAAUAUAUACCAUGGGUUCAGGUUUUUGCUUGAAGAGUAUUAUUGGGUUAAAGAGGAACAAACGACGUAAAUCCAAACACCUCAAGGAUGCCAGUGCAUCAGAUGAGCCAAAGGAAGGAGUUAAUUCUAGUGGUAAAGACGCUAAUUAUUCAAAUGGAACCUCUUCUAGAAAGAUCGUUCGCAAGACUAAAUUAACUGAGAAUACUGCUGCUAUUAGAAUUCAGACUGCCUUCAGAGCUCAUUUGGCCAAAAAAGCUCUACGGCGUGUAAGGGGUGCAGUGAGAUUCCAAGGUGUAAUUGAAGGGCUAAGUGUAACUAACCAAAUAGCUGGGACUUUGAAGCAAAUACAUUGUUGGAGCAAAAUACAAUCUGAAAUCAGAGCAAGACGACAGAGUAUGGUGACACAAGGUCGCAAUAAGCAGAAGAAAAUUCAAAAUCAACAAAAACUUGACGCUAAGCUUCACGAGCUUGAGGUGGAAUGGAGCAGUAGUGCAGAAACCAUAGAAGAAAUACUCCAGAAGUUACAACAGAAAGAAGAAGCUGCAGUUAAGAGGGAGAGGGCAAUGGCUUAUGCUUUUUCUCAUCAGUGGAGAGCCAAUUCGAAUCAAUAUUUCGGACAAGCAUAUUAUGAUCUUGGCAAGGAGAGCUGGGGAUGGAGUUGGAUGGAGCGUUGGGUCGCGGUUCGACCAUGGGAGACCAGAGUUCAAACAAAUCCUAUUAUUUCAAAAGUCUCUCACAACCACCAAAUUACCAAGAUAACUAAGCCUACAAACUUGGGACCUAUGAAACUAGUUGUCUCAAUUAAAAAUCCAACCAUUUCAAAUGGAAAAGAAUCUACGAAAGGAAGAAAGUUGUCCAACUCACAAGAGGCUGAUAUUUGAUUUGGCAAAUCCAUCCCACUUUCUACUUGAAUAUAUAUUAUUUUGGUUGGUUGACAUGUUUAUUUUUUUGGCAUUGUAUAUUUUAAUGUGAUUGUGGAGUUGUGGCUUUGAAGUUUUCCUGUUUAAAAUAUAAGAAAGAAUUGGUAUCAAUGA
Lycium ferocissimum is the source of this 1103-nucleotide messenger RNA. RefSeq names its product protein IQ-DOMAIN 10-like. The transcript is spliced from 5 exons. The record is from RefSeq and is a predicted model, not a curated record. Bases 81 to 950 code for a protein of 289 amino acids. Gene Ontology annotation, molecular function: protein binding. NCBI's taxonomy places the organism in Eukaryota, Viridiplantae, Streptophyta, Magnoliopsida, Solanales, Solanaceae.